CGCGCCAAUCGCUAUACCUGCGCAGAGCACCCGUAUUGAACGUCGCAGUGCCCCGCACGCACUGCACCAAGUGAGGGGAAGCCGAAACCUGAAAGACCAAAUUUCACUACAAAUAAUUUCUCACUUUUACGCAAUUGCCUGUUAACAUUUUUAAGAUUUUCGGAAGAAUGCGACCAGAAACACUCGUUCCUCUUCUGUGUGCAAUGUGCCACAUCUCUCUGGCCUUCCCUGCACUGACUGGACACUCAGAAGAUGAUAUAGGACACCUCCAGGUCUCCAUCCUCUCUCCGUCUCCCAUCUCCGCCCCACUGGGAGACUCUGUCACCAUUCCCUGCCUGGUGUCCCUCUCCAUCCCCUCCUCCACCUCAACUCCAAUUCCUCCUCGGGUCAAGUGGAGCGUGGUGUCCAGAGGGCAGGAGAUGGAGAUCCUGGUGGCCAGGGGUCAUAGGGUGAAGGUCAACGAGGCCUACCGGGAGAGAGCCUCCCUGGUUAAUUACGCCACAUCCCCUGAGGAUCUCAGCCUAUGGCUGGGGGAUCUGCGGUCAGCUGACUCGGGCUACUACCGCUGUGAGGUGCAGCAGGGUCUGGAGGAUGCCAACGACCUUGUGCAGCUGACUGUCAAAGGUGUGGUGUUCCACUACCGACAUGCCUCUGGUCGCUAUGCCUUCUCAUUUCCCGAGGCUCAGAAUGCCUGCGACAGCAUCGGUGCCCAAAUCGCCACGCCCGACCAGCUCCUGGCAGCCUAUCAUGAUGGCUAUGAACAGUGUGAUGCUGGCUGGCUUGCAGACCAAUCUGUAAGGUACCCAAUCCAGGUCCCUCGCGAGGGUUGCUAUGGGGACAUGAACGGGCAGCCUGGAGUGAGAAAUUAUGGGACACUGGAACCAACUGAGCUGUUUGAUGUCUACUGUUAUGUUGAGCAAAUAGAUGGAGAGGUUUUCCAUGAUCCUAUCCCUCAGCUGUUGUCAUUGGAUGAAGCGCAGACCUACUGUGAGAGAGCUGGGGCAGAGCUGGCCACCACUGGGCAGCUGUACAUGGCAUGGAGUGAGGGUCUGGACUGGUGCAGCCCUGGAUGGUUGGCUGAUGGCAGCGUACGCUACCCCAUUGUGACCCCUAGAGAGCGCUGUGGCGGGGCUCUGGCGGAAGUCAAAACUCUGUACCUCUUCAGCAAUCAGACGGGCUUCCUUGAACCUUCUAGUCGCCAUGACGUUUACUGUUUCAAAGGCCACGGGAAUCCUCACACCGAUGCACCGAUGGACUACAUGGCCACAGAGCCUGAAGACAUGGGACAGGAUGUAAUCCUCCUCAUGCAGCCGGCCGAGGAGCUGCAGCUGAACCAGGAUCCAGAUCAGGUGGAGCGAGAGGCCCAGAGGGCCUUAGACUCCCUCCCUGCAUUCCAAAAUACUCCCAUUGGGGAAGACCUGCAAGACACGCCCCCUACACCCAUCUCAGAUAUGGACUCCCCUUUCAGCCCUACCACAUCUUCACCGAACCUCCUUCAGCCCUUUGAUGAGACUCUACUUCCUGUAGAGGUUGACCAUGACUCUCAGCAACCCACAUUGUCUCUCCGGAUCCAUAACUCCAGUACACCAGACCAGCCUGAGCCAGAAACCACCCCAGAGUUUCCAGAGCCUUCUUUUGAGCCUCACAGGCAUUACCAGCCGAUGCCAGAAACAAACCUGGAUGAAAUGGAGUACCCUCAAGCCAGUGGUUCCAAGCACUUCCAGCCCAUGCCUGAGACCAACCUAGAUGUUGUAGAUAAUAAUAAAAGCACAACGAUGGGUAACCAUAGUUAUCAAAUCAUGACUACCAUGACAUCAACGACUUUCAACUCUACCAGAGAAGUUACAGAGCAACAUGAGAAACAAGACCCAACAUCAGAGAGCGGGCAUGAAGAGGCCAUAGUAGGGGAGCAUGAGCAGGCAUCUACCUCAGCUGGGUACCAAGAAAGAAUCAGUCACCAUCCAGGACAGUCAACCUUCGCCCCCUUCACAGAGGUCACAUCAGUAUGGUCUCCUCAGGAUGGCUCUGGAGACCUUUCCCAAGAGACUGAUCCAAUCAUCCACCAGGAAAUCCAAAUGAUCAGUGUCCAUACCACCUCAGUUUCUCCCACUUCUGACCUCAACACUCAGAACUCCACCUCUCCAGGAACCACUGACAUUUCUAGACAUUUGUUUUUGGAUCAUUCUGAAGAGUCGGGGCAGGAUUUCUAUUCCACAGUCGUUGCACAUCUUUCUGGAACCUCAACUACAAAUGUGGAAAGAACAGGCCUUCUUGAAAGAUUGGACUCCUCGGGAGAACAGGAACUGCAACCACUGAAACAAGAUGAUGAUCAUGUUGGAUCUGGUGAGGAAAUGGCCACCACUGGGUCUCCAGAUUUGGCUGUCACCAGCAAAAGACCUGUUCAGCUCACUACUGUUGAGUAUCAGACGAUGUCAACUUCCAAAAUGGCCGACCCCACAACAGAGGACGAGGGAAGUGGGUAUGAAACAGGCACAAAUGCAUCACACCUGGAGCAAGAGGUCUUCUCUGUUGAGCCCCAGACAUCCAGUUGGGAUCUGCACCGCACCACCUCUGCACCCCAGGAAUCCAGGGACGACCUGGCGUACAGCAGCAGUGGACCCAUGUUCAUCUCACCAACAGAGCAUUCAGCUUCCUCAACUGAGACAGAUGAGUCUGUAUCUGACUCCAACUCCUCUUCCACUACCGAACCCACUGCUACCCCCGUGUCUGCCUUCACACAAGUGUUCAUGCAAACCUGGAGCCCGUCCACAACCACCCCACAAAAUGUUCCUGAACCAACAGACCCAAAACUGGUGACGGCUCUCAUCCCACCCGUGGAUCAAAGUCAGGUGGAGCUUGAAUACGGUCUUACCAAACCACCCACCUUGCGUAUGUUGCCCAAUGGGAGAGCUGCCGUGGGCAGAGCCGGGAAACUUUCAGAAGCUUGUUUGGAGGACCCUUGUGUCAAUGGAGGCACCUGCGUUGAGGAGGAUGGACACACCAAGUGUCUCUGUUUGCCCAGUUAUGGAGGAGACUUCUGUCAGACAGACUUGGAGCAAUGUGAUGCUGGCUGGGAGAAGUUCCAGGGCUUCUGCUACAAACACUUCAAUCAGCGACUGAGCUGGGAAGUGGCUGAGCAGCACUGUCGCAUGACCGGCGGCCAUCUUGUCUCCAUCAUGAGCCCUGAGGAACAGGACUUCAUCAACACCAAUUAUAAAGAGUAUCAGUGGACUGGACUGAAUGACAAAACCAUCGAGGGAGAUUUCCACUGGUCCAACGGAAACCCAUUACUCUAUGAGAAUUGGUACAGAGGUCAGCCGGACAGCUACUUCCUGUCCGGAGAGGACUGUGUGGUGAUGGUGUGGCAUGACUCUGGACGCUGGAGUGACGUGCCCUGUAACUACCACCUGGCUUAUACCUGCAAGAAAGGCACAUCCUUGUGCGGGCCACCUCCCAAGGUCCCCAAUGCGUCAAUGUUUGGCAAAGCUCGCCAGCGCUACGAGACUGAUGCCAUUGUGCGCUACUACUGUGCCCAGGGCUUCCAACAGAGACAAAACCCUCUGGUCAAAUGCCUGGCAGGUGGCAGAUGGGAGGAGCCACAGAUCCGCUGCAUUCCAGGGGCACACAGCACUACGCAGCUAGGAGGAGUCCCAUCGCCUACCUCAGAAAAUCUGGGUCUUGGUGAAGAAGAAUCUCAAACAAAGGAAUCACCACAAUACUGGGACAUCAAGUUUUAAAUUCCAGGCAAUUUCUCAAUAAUAUGCAAUAUUAUGUAUCCUCAAUACAUUUUUUUCUUAUCUUUUUGUGUUUUGAUGUUAAAUGACUACAAGACAAAGUGAUAGGACAGAAACAUAUCAAGUUAUUUUAUUCAACUCAACUUAUUUUACCUGUUUGGUGACAAAAGGAAGGUGAACUUUCAGGUUGUUCACUUUGAAGGAUAUCAAGACCCUAUUUAUUAACCCGUUACCCUCUUUGUGCAUUUGCAUCCAAAAAAAUAUCAAUUUGAACCUUUUGUUCUGAAAAGUCUGUUCUGGUUUAACAACUGCAUAACACACAUAUCUACAUUUUAUUUGAAUCCUAUCAUAAAAUUGACUUUUGAAACUCAUUAUUCAAAUAGUUAACAACAGCUGGUCUGUUUUCAAAGGGAGGUAUGAUGAUGUUUGCAUCCUGGGAGCCUGUUCAGGUUUAGGUAUAAUAGGUUUACAAGUGGAGGAAUAAAGAAGAUUCUGUCUUCCAACUGUAAAUUGCAUAGUUCACUUCAUGUUAUGCUUUAAUUCUCUAUAAGAGAUUAAUUAUCUUGACUCAAUUAUAGUAUUGGGGAAAUCAACAUGUAUGUUUUCCCAAAUCAGUUCUGGUCAGUUUUGUUGUAUUCACGAGAGUCAAUCAGAUGCACAAGAUAGAGGACACACAUGUUUAUAUCAGGACUUUUCACUUGUUGCAGCCCACCCAAUCACACAAUCAUUUCCACUUUGUCUAAUCCCAUUUUUAUAAAUCCUGGUGCUGAAAUUCAAUUCAACAUUUUGGUAAGCACAAAUAAAAGGUAGUGUAAACAUUUUACACAUAAAUCAAUAGUGAUUUACUGAUGAUAUAAGCAAUUUGAGGGAAAGGUUUGUCAAGCAGCUGCAUACAAUAUGGUGCCGGAUCAAAAAAUCCAACCUAAUAAAUCUGUCAUUAUUUUUUAAGAUUGGGAGCAUAGACUGCUUACUGCUUGUUCACUGUAUCCUUGAUUUUUAUGACACAGUUCUAUUCAAAAGCUUUAUGUUGUAAUAAAGUUUUAUAGAAUCAAGAAAUAAUCUACAACAUAUAGCACAGCAUCAAUCUGAAGUUGUAUGUCCUUAAUUUCAAAAAUGAUUUAUGCAUCUUUUACAGUUAUACAUUCUUUCAUAAACAGACUAAUA
Hypomesus transpacificus is the source of this 4898-nucleotide messenger RNA. RefSeq names its product brevican core protein-like. Gene Ontology annotation, biological process: cell adhesion. Bases 168 to 3737 code for a protein of 1189 amino acids. The record is from RefSeq and is a predicted model, not a curated record. The transcript has 14 exons. Lineage: Eukaryota; Metazoa; Chordata; Actinopteri; Osmeriformes; Osmeridae. Gene Ontology annotation, molecular function: hyaluronic acid binding.